Molecule: messenger RNA, 6154 nt
Organism: Anopheles moucheti
Lineage: Eukaryota; Metazoa; Arthropoda; Insecta; Diptera; Culicidae
Product: triple functional domain protein
Exons: 13
Coding region: 340-4947 (1535 amino acids)
Molecular function (GO): guanyl-nucleotide exchange factor activity
Source: RefSeq, a predicted model, not a curated record
AACUGUGACAUUAUAACAAAAAGUAUCAGUUACAACAACCGCUUAUCAAAGGAUCUAAGCUGGUGUGACGGUUGGCCACUGGCUGUCGCGGGAGCCCUAGUGCUCCAUCUUGGGGCUCUUGAUGAAUCGUUGGUCCGAUCGCAGGAUACGUACCUUUGCAUUCGACCCGAGCCGGACACAACCAAACCCGAGCUCUAUGCAGUUUGGCGCGGCACAUCGACAUCCUCAGCAGGAGCAGCAACAGCACCAAACGUUGCCACCAACGCAACCCAUCAUCCGUCGAUCGUGUACCGUCGGUUGGAUCCGAUCCGCGAUCCGAUCACCCCUCUAGCUGUGGAGAUGCUGACGGAAGAUCUGCCCGCCCUGUUGCAAAACCUUCUGGUCGGCAUCGAGCGGGCGAUCAGCCGCGUCCCGCUGGAAGACCUAUCCUUUCCCACCGUCGACGGUGGUUCGACGCUUCCGGCUACUGUCACCGAACCGCUCCACGCACUCCACGAUCCGGACGCGAACGGCGGUGAGGUGUGCGAAACUGGCCGUAGCACCGUGCAGCAGCAGCAGCACACCGGCAGCGCACCGGGCACACCCAAGCUCGGGCUGCUGAAGCGUCGCGAACUGAUCACCAAAAACAACAAGCUGCUAAUCAACAGCAAGUACACGCAGCUGAAGCGUCAACCGCUGGCGACCGUCGUUUCCGGUGCGAACCUGUCAACGGCUGCCGGCAGGCCAGUGCCGGGGGCGACCGGUGGCAAUCAAAACGGCCCGCACGCCAUCGGUGGCAAAAGUGAAAAUGCACCACAGAUCGGCAGCAAUCAGAGUAAUGAUGGUCUAAGCGUAACCAUCUGUGACACCGGCGGGGAGGAGGGCGGUGGUGGUGAUGGUGGUGGUGGCCAAGAAGGAGAUAAUCAGCAAUCAACAGCCAUCGAGGUGGGUUCGGUGGCUGCAGCGGCCGCAGCGGCAGGGAUGCCACUGUUCUGUCUAGGCGGUUCCUUUCCACACAUCGACAGCGACGAGGAGAGCAGUGACGAGCAAAAGAAGUGCGAAACAGCACCUCAUCUACCGCACGAAAUCGUCGCCCCGCGAUCGAUCCGCGAGCUACCGGAGAAACUUUUGACAUCAGGAAUUUCAAUACCAGGAACGCACGAUCGCUCCGGCGCACCGAUCAUCUACAUCGAGGUGGAGAAAACGCUCGCAUCAGGCUUGAACUGUUACGAAAUUGCAACAGUGCUACUGUACUACAAUACCCUACCGAUCCAAAGACCCGCCCAUUACACACUGCAUCUGCUGGUCAACGAAAGUGCACAGCUUGCCUUUCUCGACACGAUCGAGAGCACGCUGCAACUGCUCGACGGUCACCUGAAGCUGUGCGCCGUCUUCGUGUCCGGGGUGUACGAUGCAGCGGAACAGCAAGCCGGGUUGAAGCAACCGAAGGAAUACCUCCGGCCGGGCAGUGUGCGCGUACGCUAUCUGAACAACGAAACGAUCAAGAACUUUAUCAGCACGGACAAUCUACCGAUCCAGUGCUGCGGCUUCUACGUGCACAAUCAGCGCGAGUGGGUUGAUUUCUUCCUGCUGCUGGAAUCGUUGCAGCAACAGUGCGUAGAAACGGGCCGUCGGUUGGUGGCCGUGCUGGGCGAUCUGCGCGCCAUGGAGGCCCAGCAGCAUCAGUCCGGCCAGCCAGCGAACCAGCAGCAGCCCGGGCUGGCGACGACACGCCGCCAGCUACAUUCGCAGCACCGGGCGCUUAGUCGGGCGUUGAUGGACUCGGAGCUGCAGAGUUUGCGCCGCAAAGGGCCGAACACCAUACAGCGGUUGCAGGACAAGCUGACGGUUAUCAACAACAGACAAACGCUUAAACAAACCAAAAAUUUAGUUAGAGCCUUUAGUGUAGAUAGUAGCAUGCGUAGCGUUAACGGAGCUAGUAUUACCGGCCACGGGCCCGAAUCACGGGGCGAACUCGAGCAGGACAUAAUCAAUGGGCGGCUGGCGGAGGUGAUCGGCAUCUACGGGGAGGUGGAUCGCGCCGCACGCAAGCUGGAGCAGCUGACCGAACAACGCCGGGAGCGUCUGCGGGAGAUGACACGCCAGCGCGCCCUGGACGAUGAGAUCAAUGAGGUCAUCUGCUGGAUGCGCAACGAAGGUGAACAAUCGCUCCGCACCUACAGCGAACCGACUGCCCUCGAAUGCCCCGACGCGGCCAAGGACUGCGAGACGCAGUUCGAGCAGUUCUACUACACCGCCCGGAAGCAUGUCAGCAAGGGACGGGAUCUGUGCGAUGCAUCCGGCGAGCUGGAAAUUAUGCGCGACAACCUCAAGCUGCUGAAGGACUGCGUGGAUGAGUUCCAGGAACGGUUGGAGCGGGUGCGCGAACGGAUUGAAGGUGCGGCCCGACUACACACCCUGCUCGGCAUGCAGCAGCUCAAGCUGGACGACGACAUCCGCACGGAGAUGCUAAAGCUGGCGGAGAAGAUAGAAGCUCCGAUGCGCUUGAUAGAACGCUGCAAACGUUUGGUACCGACGGUGAACAGUGAACCACACGACACCAGCACCCCUUCAGCUGGGCAUAAUAGGGACGAUUCCAUGAACGAACAGUCCGGCAGCCACAGUGCCCAUAACCAACAAUUCCUCAACCAUCAGAACCACAGCAACAACACAAACAGUACCAGUGAUAAUAUAAGUUUAGAUAUAAGCAUGUCGGAUGAUACGAUCACCGCUACCAGCACGCCGGAAAAGGGCAAGUUUGGUCCACCGCCACCUCUGCAACAGUCACUGCCAACACUCGCCGAGCAGACCACGGAACCACCUCACGACCAUAGUCGGGAGGGUCAGGGGACGACGGUUAGACACCAGAGAAGUCAUCAUCACCAUAGUCACCACGAUCAUCACCAUCACCAGCGCCACGAGGAAGAGGACGAGGAGCUAUCCAAGAUGGCCGACUCGGGGCUUGGCGGGUGCGAUCGUUGCGAGGGAAACAGCAAGCUGGAGAGGACCUGCUCCUGUCAGAGUUUCGAUGAUCCUAAGAAUGUGUGCAACAACAGUGACGAUCUGGACGAGGAUUGCUUUGAAGGGAUCUCAAAGCCACCGAUGGAUCUGCAAAUUCCCCUGCAGGCGAAUGCACAUCUGUACUGUCAUGCCUCGAACCUGCAGCUAGACUACGAAGAGAACAAUCCGUUUGACCAGAAGACGCAAAAGACGCUUCUAUUGAUCAUGCGCGAAAUGAUUGGCACAGAACGCGACUACGUCCGCUCGCUGCAGUACGUGAUCGAAAACUACACGCAGGAGCUGUUGCGCGAGGACAUACCGCAGGCAUUGCGCGGCCAACGGAACGUCAUCUUCGGCAACAUCGAGCGUAUCUGCGAGUUUCACCGGCAGCAUUUCCUUUGCGAGCUGGAAAGCUGCGAACAUCACCCGCUGAAGGUCGGGACCGCAUUCUUGCGGCACGAGUCCAAGUUCUAUCUGUACGCGCUGUACAACAAGAACAAGCCGAAAAGUGACUCGCUGAUGAGCGAAAACGGUACCCAGUUCUUUAAGGCGAAACAGAUCGAGCUGAACGACAAGAUGGAUCUGGCCUCGUACCUGCUGAAACCGGUGCAGCGGAUGGGCAAGUACGCACUGCUACUGCAGCAGCUAAUGAAGGCGUGCGCUGAAGUGCAGCACACGAACAGUAAUCCGGAGAUACUGGAAGACCUGGAAAUGUUACAGAAGGCGGAAGAGAUGGUACGCUUCCAGCUGCGCCACGGUAACGAUCUGUUGGCGAUGGACAGCUUGAGGGAUUGCGACGUGAACGUGAAGGAGCAGGGACGUCUACUGCGCCAGAACGAGUUUCUCGUGUGGGAGGGUAAGGCGGGCAAGAAGUCACUCCGGCAGGUGUUCCUGUUCGAGGAGUUGGUACUGUUUAGCAAGGCGAGAAGAUUCCCGGAUCGGAAGAAUUUGGACAUCUACAUUUACAAAAACAGCAUCAAAACGUCCGACAUUGGGCUGACGGCACACGUUGGCGAUUCGCCGUACCGGUUUGAGAUUUGGUUCCGGAAGCGCAAACCCGGCGACACCUGGACACUGCAGACAAUGAGCGAGGACGUGAAGAAUGCCUGGACGGAGGAGAUCUCGAAGUUACUGUGGAAGCAGGCGAAGCGUAACCGUGAGAUUCGGCUGGCCGAGAUGUCGUCCAUGGGUAUCGGCAGCAAGCCGUGUCUAGACAUUCGUCCGAGCCAAGAUCAAAUCAACGAUCGGUCCAUCAGUAUCUCGCAGCUUGGCAAGGCACCGAAACUGCGCCACUCGUUCAUGGGUACGCUACCGGAGUCAAAGUCGAACAAACGACCUCAGUCGAUCAUUUCCGUCAGUUCAUCUUCCUCGGGUAGUUCGUCGGUCAGUACCGGUACGAGUUCGACGACCAGUGGCUGCGAGGCAACGACGGUUAGUGUCAGCGGCAACAGUAGCAACAGCUCGUCCGGAUCGUCAUCCGCCGCUAGCAAUAGUGGCAGUAGCAGCAGUAGUAGUAGCAGCAGUGCCAGCAGUACCACCACAACCAGCAUCACCACGUGCAAGCGGCUAACGCUCAACAUUACCGACCCGAACGCUCCGGCACCGCUCAAAACGGGCUACAAGAAGCAUCAGCGAUCAACGACUCUCGUGAGCCAAUGUUCUAUGGAGAGUGGCAUCAUAGCUGAUAUUUCGCUCAGCCCGGAUGAGGUGCUGGACAACCCGCAUUGGCCACACCAUCACCAUCACCACCAUAGUAACCAUCAUCUACCAAAGCAUACCAACCUGAAGAAGACUCACAGUCUGGCAUCUUCCACGCUCAGCACAGCAGGUCCCAUUUCACUGUCCGCCUCCAUACCCUCACCCACCGGUGCGUUAGAGGACGCCAGCAAACCGGACGGCAGCAAACCGGACAGCAUGUCACCGACGGUCGAAACAAACGAUCACCAUACCAUAACCGUUCAUCUUUAAAGUGGAAGAUCCAACGGAACUACUACUACUACUGCUGCUAUUAAGCAGUAGGAACUGUCUUAAGGAACCUGACAACCGAAAUUCACCCUGUACAAACCAUCGUUCCUCCGGUCCGAGUGCAUGUUGUGUGUGCGCGUGUAUUGCAUAAGUUGUAUUGUAAAUUAACCUGGCCGCGAUAUGUCGUGCGUUAUUAUCGUAAUUAGGUUUUAUACCAUUUCGUACUAGUAUUAUUAUUAUCUUCUAUCGCUAUUUUAUAACUAUUGUUUAGGUGCUUACAAUGAUGGUGAGCUUUAGAAAGGUUUAACAAGAACAAUGCUGUUUCUAAAUAGCUAAAGUCUAAAGGAUGAAAGUAAAACAAAAACAAACAAUUAACUAACGAAAUCAAUUGUUGAUCGAAUAAAUGUAGGGAAAUAUAUACAGAACAGUUUUGAAUGCAACAAAAAAAACACACACAUAAAACGCCACCCCAAAGGUAGGGGAAAGAAACAUUCGAUAGGAAGAGAAAGGUCUAAAUGUGAGGAAAUUAAUUUAUUGUACUAGCGUGUUAAAUUGUAAUCUUUAGCAAGAACGGGAAUUGAACCUGUACAAUGUGCGCCUAGCUAAGUGGGGCAAAACUUAUAAAGCGAAAAAAUGAAAAACAAAAUAUCCAAGCUAACAAAACUAAAUGUAUCUAUUAAAUUCCGUUUCUUUUGUUUUUGGCCAACGUUCGCAAACAGAUCAGAUCAGAUUAGUUUUAGCAGAAAGACAAAAAGAGAGCAAACAGGGUUCGUUUUACUUCGUCUCUUAAUGCGCAUAUUUCCUUCGAACACUCCCAUUUCACACGUGCUAUGUUUCGUCUGUUUUCUUCUUCCGUUCGUGCUUUUUCUGUUUUAAUUAAACUGUGUACGAAAUAAAACCGCGUUUGCGUUUUGUUUAGUGUGUAAACCUAUCGUGUGUCUGUGUAAGUGCUAUUCUUAUCCGCUACUGGUAGUAAUACAUUCAUAGGGCCAACGGAACGGACGUGCCGCGUGAGAAGGGAAAGUGUGAACGAUAAAAGCAUGAUAAGAAAUAUAUAUAUAUAUAUAUACUAUUUUAUUUACCUGUAUAGUUCGCGUGUUGCCUAGCGGUUCAUCCGGGCACGGGCACUGGAUGAAUAACACUGCUUUCUGGGCAACUGUGUACUGGGAAAAUGAUCAAUUUCCUUAUGUUCAACCAGUGAGUCAAUCUC